AUGGCCGGAGUAGAGAACGUAACAUCUGUCGCGAAGCCGGAAGCUGAUACGACUGUUCCCAGCUCUUCAACGAUGAGUGAAACCGCAACGAAAGAUGCUCGCCGCGCUGCAAGACUGGAGAAAAGAAAACAAGGCCACAGAACGCAUACGAUACCGAUUCCGUCCCCGCCACGAGCACCUACCCCGCCUCCCCGCAGAAUGAUACCCGUCACAAAACGUCCCAUACCGCGACCGACUACUCUUACUGCCAGCGCUACUCCGUUGAGGUCCUUGACGAUAAUGACCUACAACAUCCUUGCACAGUGUUUAUGUCGAAGGGAAUUGUAUCCAUAUUGUGGCAAGAACGACCUCAAAGGCAAGACCCGGUUUCCCAUGAUCAUUGAGGAGAUUACCAAGAGACAUCGACCGGAUAUUGCGUGUCUGCAAGAAGUCGAUCACUUUGAUGAUCUCCUUGCUCCCGAGCUGCAAUCGGCAGGGUACGAUUAUGAAUACCUCAAGAAAAAUCCAGAGAAAGAGUUUGGGCAUGGAUUAUGUAUCCUGUGGAAGAAGGAGAUGUUUUCUAAACAUAAAUAUCAAUCGAUCUUCUUUGACGACUCACCGUUGACGCAUCCUACGCCGGUCACCCCGGUGACUCAUAAUAUUGGGCAGUUGUUGGCUUUAAAGUUUCUUUUGCCGUCCGCACCAGCGGCUCACGGCGGCGUCCCUGGAGUGGUUAUCACAAACAGCCAUUUAUAUUGGCGACCUCGUGCGCAGUAUGAGAAACUCCGACAGGCAUACGUGUUGCUGGAAGAAGUAGUGAGGUUUAAGAGAAACAUUGAGGAAGAGGAACAACCGUAUCCGAGCGAACGACCGACUGCGGGUGAUAGCCUUCGAUCAUGGCCUAUUUUCUUGUGUGGAGAUUGGAACACAUCACCGGAAGACGGCCUCUACCGAUGUCUAACAAAGCAGCCGCUGACAGCCGAUCAGCGUGCAAAACUCGAGCCGACCAACAAUUCAGAGGAUUCAUCAGACGCAGGGGAUGAGCCCAUACUACCUCCAGUAUCUGAAGCUGUCACAAAUGCAAAGCCUGUGGAGAACCCAGUGCCAACGCCUGUUCUUGUGUCACAUAUUUCAAACCUGCCAAGGUUACAUAGCUGUUAUUCGACGUAUCGAGAAACGGAUGAGAAUCAUCCCGUGAAUCCGGAUUGGACAGAGGGUGAUUUGUGGGAGGGCGAACCGACGUACACCAAUUUUUCAACUUGGAAAGGAACUUUGGAUUACAUUUUUGUUGCCGAUGAGUCGGCUAAAAGUUCAACUGGCGGGGCAGAGAGCGACUCUACCCAGCGACGCAUUCCGACUGCUGCGCAAGUAUCAAAGGUUUUGGACAUUCCACACGCACAAUAUUUGGCACCUGGUCUUCCCAAUCCACAUUUUCCAAGCGACCAUGUGUGCCUGAUGGCGGAGCUCAAGCUGUAUUAA
Molecule: messenger RNA, 1458 nt
Organism: Spizellomyces punctatus DAOM BR117
Lineage: Eukaryota; Fungi; Chytridiomycota; Chytridiomycetes; Spizellomycetales; Spizellomycetaceae
Exons: 5
Coding region: 1-1458 (485 amino acids)
Molecular function (GO): poly(A)-specific ribonuclease activity
Source: RefSeq, a predicted model, not a curated record